AUGACUCCGAAUAGGCAAUACAUGAUGUCCCCCAUGGAGCACGUGGAGAGUCCAAUCUCUAAAGACAGGAACCUAUCGUCUUCCCCCACGCAACUUUCAUCACAGCGGCUACCACAAACUGUACCGGUACCCAAACCUCGUAUUCUUGCAGAAAUGAUUCCCGAAACCGAAUUAUUUCAGAAACCUGACGGGGGUACAACAAUAACUCCACAUUUGUCUAGAGCAAAAAGAUCCCGAGAAGCGGAAAUGGUGACAGCAAUGCGCAAGAUCGAAAACGAUCAAGACUACUUCUACACAAAGCUGAAACAGAUCAUGGAGCCUCCAUCGCGACAAGAGUCGCCGCUACCUGAGUUAUCACAACUUAUGGAUAGUCAAGGAAACUAUCUACUGGAGCGAAUUUACAGAUCGCUAGAUUUAUAUGGGACCCCCUCAAACUAUACCGACGAUGUGACGAUCGUGAAGCACUUUUUCACCCGGCUACUGCCGUCGGUAUCUUCAAGUUAUAAUCCAUUGUGGCCAGGAGCUGCUAUUCAAUACUGCGACAAAACUAUCGUCAGAAGUUGCUUUGUGUCUCUCGGUGCAUUGCAUCUUGCCGGCUGGGUCAACGACACGGGCACCAAACGUAAGCUACUGGAAAAAGGCGCUUUGAAUAUCAACAAUACACUCGAUUAUCUUCUCCGCUUCAUUCAAGACAAUAAUAUCCAUAACUCUCUCAUGAACAGCAACUUCCAAGCCAACGAUGCAUCCCCAAACAUCCUCAGCUCAAAAAAAUCGGUCUUCUUCGUAUGCUUCAUGUUAUACGUUCAGGUGCUAUACGGCAUCCUGGAGAAUGGCCGCUCUGGGUUAUCUAGAGUGUUUUUCAAGUUAUUUGCCCAGCUGGUGGAACACAGCACAUUCAACGUGGCACAGGAACUCAGCCAGGCUAACAAAACCCUAUGUGUAAGCAUGGCCUGGUGGGACACUGUUUCUGCUCUUGUUUCGCCGGAUUGUCGCACACCAUACUGUAAUCCCCGCUGGUAUAACCUGGAUAGGGAUAUAGAAGAGCAGUCGGGGUGUCCAGGACAGCUAUUUGUGUGCAUGUCGAAGUUAUGCCAUCUUCGCAACGGAAUCAAGCACAACAAGCUCCUGGGUACAGAGAUCAGAAAACUCUACUGUGAGCUGCGCACAGAGUUGUCUGAUUACAGAAUGUACGUUUCCUAUAACUUGCAACCGCCCAAGGCAAGCAAGUAUUCCGAUAAAAGUUAUUACCUGAUGAGACUCAAGAUUGCCCAAUGCUGGUCAUUGGCCAUACUGACAAAACUUCUAAGCACCGUGAGACCGCACAAGGAACACCGAUCUAUCAUAGACCACAUUGGAUGGGAGUUCGCAGAUGUGUACUCAUCUCUGGACAAAACGUUGCCAUUGGUAGCACACAUGAUAUGGCCAGUUAUGCAGAUUGCCUGCGAACACAAAGAAUUCAUAACUUAUCUGAAAGGAAUUGAAGGAGUUUAUAAUUCUUCCAGCUUCUCUAUGGUGGUCAAUCUAGCGAAUGCUGUCUGUUCCAGCGGAGAGUCGCUGGAAGAGAUACUGGCGGGCAAAACAUGGCUUGCGGCAGGGAUAGAUCUGCUACCUUUAUAA
Messenger RNA from Ogataea haglerorum, 1617 nucleotides. RefSeq lists its product as uncharacterized. The record is from RefSeq and is a predicted model, not a curated record. The transcript has a single exon. NCBI's taxonomy places the organism in Eukaryota, Fungi, Ascomycota, Pichiomycetes, Pichiales, Pichiaceae. The coding region runs from base 1 to 1617 and encodes 538 amino acids.